Molecule: messenger RNA, 3508 nt
Organism: Magallana angulata
Lineage: Eukaryota; Metazoa; Mollusca; Bivalvia; Ostreida; Ostreidae
Product: hemicentin-1-like
Exons: 15
Coding region: 237-3053 (938 amino acids)
Source: RefSeq, a predicted model, not a curated record
CAGAAAAAUCACCCCGUGAAGUCAAGUAAAAUAGCGACCCCUUGAACACAGGGGAAAAAAGUGUAUUGAUAUGUUGACAUGACGUAUUCCUUUUGGAUUCGAGUUUUUUUGUCGCCCUGACUUGCAAGUCUGUGUUCAAAGGAAGUUUUAGGAAUUUUGUUUUAGAUAUUUAACCUGUGAUUUGGUAGAAAAUCGGGUUAUGGUGUUUCUAAAGUUUUGACGAACCAGAGGAAAUAAUGACUUUAUUCCUUGGGAUUAUUUUAUUACUGUAUUUUCAUCAAACAACAGCAUCUCUUUUGAAAAUUAGUCCAGAGUCUGAGGAAUGGGCUCGAUAUGGAAGAGAUCUUAGUAUCAGUUGUACAUUUUCUUCAAAAUAUCAUGAAAGUGUUCAACUGUAUCACAAUGAGAGCCUUGCACACGUCAGCGAUCAGGUGACCAUUACGUCAGACGCGUUUACUGACGUUGAUGGACAGCAGACGACAAGACUACGAUACAUGAAGUCAAACAUCAACUUUGAUGAUGCUGGAAUGUAUGAAUGCAGGGCAGAUAAUGCCAUGAAAAGCGUCAAAAUCAAUGUUGUCAAAGGGAGACUGAAGAUUUUUCCGAAAACUGAACGAGUGAUAGCAUUUGAAGGCGAGCGGGUGACACUGACAUGUGAAUAUCAAGGAAGCCAUCGUCUGGACGUCACAUGGUCUUCUUCAUCCGGUAGAGAUCUGAAGAAAAGUGGAUUUGUCGUCGGUAGUAUUGUACAAACAGGCAACUUUGUACUUACGAAAGUAGAUAUAUCGAAGUCUAGGGCUAGUUUCUCUGACUCUGGCGAUUACACCUGUACUGCGGGUCCUCUAUCCAAAACGGUUACACUGGAAAUUUAUCAGGGUGAAUGCAAUAACCUUUUGGUUUCUGGACCACACGGAGUCCCUGAUAGUCACAUGACAGCGUCGUCAUAUUAUGAAGAUUCCAUAUACAGGGACAGUCCAGAGAGAGCAAGGUUAAAUCUAGAGGACGUACGUGUACAAAUAGAGAACGGAAAUUACGUCAUUAUGGGCGGAGGAUGGGUGGCAAACGACAAGGACAAAAACGAAUGGAUUCAAGUUGCAUUCAAAGCACAAAGCAUUGUUCGCUCAAUUUGGACUCAAGGUAGAUUUGAAUCCAAUUGUUGUAACCAAUCAGACUGGGUUACAGAGUACAGAGUCCAAUUCAGCCAAGAUGGCGUCUCAUGGCAAAAAUACAAAGACCAAUCAGGGAAUGACCUGCACAAUCCCCAAAUACGUAGGUCGAAAAAUAUCCUGUAUUUCCGCGCUAACACUGACUCGGGCACGGUUGUGAAGAAUGACCUUCCCUCCCCCAUCAUAACCAAGUACAUCAGAAUCUCUCCCACAGCCUGGCACGGGAACAUAGCACUGAGGCUGGAGAUCAAAGGAUGUCUCAUACCCCAAAAUUUACGAAUAUUAGAACCGAUAAGAAAAACCAUCAAUUUGCCGGUACCAGAGACGUUGAAGAUUUCGUGCGAAUACACUGGAUCCAAAAGGGACGUUGUGUCUUGGUCCAAAGACUAUGUUCGCAUGGGAAUGGUGGACGGUUUCAGAAGAAGUUCCAAGGAACAGCUAUCCGGAGGAAGAGUAACAAUUACAGACACAAUCACUAAGGCCACCACGGAGUUCCUGGAUUCAGGAAAUUACACGUGUUUUAUCCCCAACAGUACCUUCAGUGAAACUAUAACGGUCCAUGCAAUGACACUGGAAAAAAGUCCAAAGAUAGACAGGUACUGGGUGUCCUCUCAGAACGCUGUACACCUGUCCUGUGAGUACCGGUCACUGAAUCGCCGUGACUUUUCCUGGGAGUACGCUGGUGGUGAUAUUAACAACCGACAAUUCCAAAUUACCAGAGACGUCAAGAAGUCCGACGGAGCUGUUUUUGUAACGUCAUCAAUACGGAAACCUUACGUCGAUGUCACUGACAGUGGCAACUACACCUGUCGGAUUGGUGAAAUGUCCCGGACUUGGGAGGUGAAUGUACUCUCAGUCAGCGGUAACGGUUCCUGGCAGGCAAUCACGCCCAACCAGACAAUGUACCUAGAGUGCGACGUAAAAGGUCUGCCAACUGACGUCCCGUAUCAAAUGUUUUGGACAAAAGAAGGGAAUUCCAUAAAAGACCUCGAUUCUCACGGACGAAUGAAUUAUUUCCCAAACUCAAGGACUCUUCAAAUCACCCGUACACAACUAUCGGACGCUGGAAAGUAUGAAUGCAACAUACUCCUAGAAGUGGGGUCCCCUGCUCAGCAGCAGGUGUCGAUAACCAUGGAAAUAUAUGCACCCCCCAAAACUAUGCUUGACGGAAUGAAGACAAUAAACGUGGGGGACUCUCUCCACUUGUACUGUAAGACAGCUGGGUACCCCACCCCGUCAGUCGUGUGGAAGAAGAAUGGGAGGAGUCUCUCUGAACUCUCGUCUCGUGUCACGUUCCUGCCGUACGGCGGACUUGAUAAUGGCCAUCUCGUUGUGUUUGACGUUUCUGGAAGCGAGGCUGGAGAAUACACGUGUGAAGCGAAGUCCAGCUACUUUAGCUCGGCCUCAUCACGUUUACAAGUUGAUGUCAAAGAGGUAUCCCUAGCAACAAGUCCUCCUUUGUUGAUUGCUAUAAUAGUUGGUAGUGUCGUCGUUUUCCUGGCGAUCGUGUGUUGUGGAGUAUAUGUAAAAUGCAACCAAAGAGCGAAGAAAAAGAAUUACGCAUAUGACACGGACAGCCUUGAAAGACUUCGCCAGUCUCGGCCACGUUUACCCCGAAACAAUACAUUCAAUGAAGAUCAUCCAAAAAUCAUAAAGUUGACGGAGGAGCCUCAUUUCUAUUCAAAGAGACCGCCUAUGUCAUCACCGCCACUGUCUGCGUCAUCACAAAGAAGCGUGUCUACUUUUGAGUCUGGUUCUUACGAAAGAGUACCUCUGCGUAAUAAACUGAACACCCCGGACAUAGUGUUGACUGAUCAAGAGGAGGAAGGCUACAAUACAGGGUCCACUCAAGAAAAAGUGCGAUUUUCUCUCCUCGAUAUCAAAUGAAAUGGUACCGUUGCAUGAAAAUACUGUUAUGAAUGUGCAAUUUUAUAAAUGCAGCAAAGCUACAUUCCAUUUGAUUCACAAAUGUCUUUUGUCCCUGAGUAUAUUCACAUUUAUAUAAAGAAUUGCAAUUUGGUUUUUUUUGUCAAACAUGAAUUGCCAGGUAAAAUUUAAUCACAUUUCUUCUCAUUACUUACAAUUUGUACUCUAUGCAUAACCAUGUACAUUCAUUGUAUAUCAAAAUAUCAUUUGUAGAUUUUUCAUCACUUACAUUAUACACUAUAAAAAAAGUAUGUCUUAAUGCAUAUUCAUGUACAUUCAUCGUAUAUCAAAAUACUAUUCACUUACUUUUCUUUACUAAGACAAAUCAAAAAUUUAGUUAAAGUAUGUUAAAGUAUGUUAUGCAUAAUCUCUAUAAAUCAUGUACGUACAUAAAUAUACCUUAAAAAUAUAUGUAC